Molecule: messenger RNA, 3835 nt
Organism: Hippoglossus stenolepis (Pacific halibut)
Lineage: Eukaryota; Metazoa; Chordata; Actinopteri; Pleuronectiformes; Pleuronectidae
Product: meiosis 1 associated protein
Exons: 11
Coding region: 1-1728 (575 amino acids)
Biological process (GO): spermatogenesis; male meiosis chromosome separation; meiosis I
Source: RefSeq, a predicted model, not a curated record
AUGGACAACAGAAAGAGGCCGGCAGGUUCCUCCAACUCUGGGAGCUUUGCUUUCUGGUCCUCCUCAUUCCGAAGGCAACCAGCCAGGGUCCUGAUUGUUGAAGCACUGCCGCCGUGGUGGUCGGAGACAUCUACGGUGAUCUGCGAUGCUCUGGAUAACUUCUUCUCCCUUGCCUGUAAUCUGGAUGGACCCUGCAGGAUACCGCUACUCAGCCUGUACGCCAUCAGCAGGCAGCAGGAAUGUCUCCUGCCAUUUGUGCAGGUCCGUGGUAACUUGGCCAGGCUGCAUUCCUGUGUGGAGGAGCUGAGGUCUAUUCCAGGUGAAGGAUGCGUCAGGGGAGCAGCCAGAGGAGGUGAGCUGCUGCGACAGGCUGUGCUGGACAGUCUUCAGCAGUUUAAACAGUACAUCAGACACACCAGUAAUGGAAACCAGCCCAGCCACAACACAUCUGUGGAGGUUACCGUGGUGACCAGCCAGCCAGGGCAGGGAAUCGUCUGCCAGUGUGAGAAGGGGCUGAAAGACGCUGACCUGGUGUCACUCAAGCGACUUCUGGUCGUGCAAGUCUACAGUGGAGGAGACUGGGGACAGGAAGCUCCCUCACCUGACGUCACGUACACUGAGAGUGAAGAGUGUCUGAUGUUGGGGACGGAGAUCGACCUGCAGCGAGUGGAAAACAGCGCGAUCGCCGUGGAGAGUGUGUUGAAAUCAUGGCUUCAAGAGCAGGGAGGUGACAGAGAGCACCUCCACCUCCUGCUGCCGAGCCCCACGGACAGUCCCAUCCCAGUGUGUGUGAAGUGUGACAUGCAGGAGCGUCUGAUCAGCCCCGCACUCAUCCCCCUGACCCCCAACCUGGGAGUAAAGACUGAGAGCGUCCGGGACUUCCUGUCUGUCGCCAAGGGCUCAGCCAAUCAGAGCUCACCACCACAGAGACUGAAAGUAAUCAAGGUUCUGCGUGCGGACGGAGUGUGUGAGAGUGUGUUGUACGGCCUGCCAUUGGUGAUCCGUCCCACCACCUGCUGGCAGCUGGACUGGGAAGAAAUGGAGGCCAACCACAACUUGUUCCACGCUCUCUGCCACACACUCAGGAGUCGUGACUUAUUCCUGCUGCUGCAGGUGGAGCCUGUCCAAAGGUCGACAGCCGAAAGCUCAGGUAUGUAUUCUCACUAUGUCCUCCAGCCGUCCCCGUCUCUCACCCUCCUUCUGAAGCCUGUGGCCUCCAGAGAGUUGCUGCUGCCCUGCCAUCAGCCAAUCUCAACUCAGGACCCUGCACCUGAUGCCAUGCAGACAGUACAGAGUUGUCUCACUCAGCUGGACGAGGAGAUUGUGUUCAACCCCCUCUCUCUGAGCAGUAACCUCUACCAGCAUCUCAAGAGCAGAGGCCUGCUCUCACAGCCACGCUACCCAUACAGGAUCCAGCCAGCAGCUGUCCUCAGAGACCAGUCUCAACCAGCAGAGGGCGCUAAACCCACAGCCAGCAGACAGCCUCGACAGCCACCAAACCAGAGUCGCCAACUGGGAUCAAACAGCAGGGUCAGAGCCACCGUGGCUCCGAUGCCUUCGUCCUCCCUCCACACGUCCUCCUCCUUCUCCUCUUCCUCCGCCCUGGGGCCUCCGUCUGCGAAGGCCUCCCGUCUGGCUCUGACGCUCCUCAGCAGCAGCAGCGGUAGAAGGGGGGGCCCUGCUCCAUCUCAACAGGAGGAAGACAAUGAUGACUCCAUGAUAAUAUAGUGAGAGCAACCGGAGGGUGAGUGGGCCGAGAGAGCAAUACAAUGACAGGGGAGAGAGAGAGAGAGAGAGAGAGAGAGAGAGAGAGAGGCAGUGAAUAACAUUCUUAACAAGUCAUUUAAAAUAGAAACAGUUUGAAAAGCCAACAUGUCAAUUCAAAGGGCUUUCGAGUGAGAAACAGUGUGGCUCACAGUCACAUACGCACACUGAGGCUUGUUAAACUCACAUCUAGCUUAUGUUAUACGUGUGGUAAGAAUAAAUAGAGACGAAAAGAAGGUGCGAAAAGAAGCUGUCAUAACCCGAAGUGCAACAAAGCCUGAGUGUGUGUUCGCAUUGUGUCACUGUGUGUGUUGUGCACAUUUAUGUGCAAGUUACUGUGGCUGUAAAGGUUUUGCAAUCUGCCUGAUUGCUCACGAACUUCACGAUGGUGUCCGAUCAGCCGAGCGUGUGUGUGGGUGCAUGUGAGAAAGGAAAGUUUCAAGUCACUGCCAUCUUUAGGUUGCUGUGACUGAAAAACUUUUAAAAAACCACACGUUAAAAACAAUGAAAAAGCAGGAGAGAAAAUGAAAAGAAGGGAAACAGCGCGACAAUGGAAGAUGGAGGGAACAGACUAAUAAAGAAAUUCCCCCAAAAAUGACAAAAGAGGGGUGGUGUGGGGAUACGAGAGGGAUUAAAAGCUGAUGUAUGUAUAAAAAGCACCGUCUGCAUGUUGCAGCACAGCCACCAACACACGCAGUAAAACACAAGAACUCAAAACACAAAGAAACCAGUGACAGAAAUACAACUGAGGGCGCAAUAAAGCAGACGCACAGCAGCUUUGAUACUAUAGCGACUCACAGACAAACACAUAUGCACAUUCCGUUUUUCCAUUUUGCCCUUAAGUCCCAGUGUGAACACAGCUUCAGUGUUUUAAUGAGACAGAGAGGAAAGCAGCAGACAGAGGGGCCUCUCUGCUCGCCUUCACCCCCACAGCUCGCUCUCUCUCUGGGGCUUGAAAGGCGGCGAGGUGGGGGGGUGGAUGGAAGGAGAACAGAGAAAACUGAUUUUAAACAUGGUAACUUUGCUAUGAAGAAUUUCCAGUGUGUGUGUGUGUGUGUGUGUGUAGGGGUUAACUCGUGUUCAUGCAGUGACAUCACUGGUUGAAUUCUGAGCAACAUUGAUUGUUCAUGCUCAUACGUAGAUUCAGGUCGUUACAAACAUCCAUCAUCCCUUUUAUUAAUUUAUUACUCGUCAAAGAGCAGUGUCAUCCACACACACAGACACACACACACACACACACACACACACACACGUAUGCAUAGACUUAAUCAGUCUCCCGCCAUUCCACCCCCGUGUUGAAUCUUAUAACAUUAGGGUCCAUGACUUCAUGACGUGGUGAUGUUGCGGGACUUCCGCAUUCGCCGAAUUACAACCACAACGAUGCUUUUGUCUCUGAGGAGAAUUCAUCUGCACGUCCAAAAGUACCCGCUGACAUUUUACCCACUUCUCUCUCUCCGUCCUUUCCUGCCUCACUCAGUACUUUCUUUCUGGUCAUCACCAGCUCAAGUUGAGUGUAUGAAUUUCAUACGUUUGUUCGAAACAGAACCACAGCAGCUUCUCCCUCUCCCCGCGGCCAGAGUUCCUCCGUUUGACCUAAGCACGGUCAGACACACUCCUCAUUAAAUGUCACAACUGUGAGACAUUAAUGGGACCUGACCUACGGCAACAAAAGUGUGAUUGUUUGUGUUUGCAAAUUUCAUUCAGAGGGUUCUUUUAGGGUUUUUUGUGAGUUUUCGACCCAUAUGAACUUUGUUUUUCUUGUUCUUUGUUGUUUUACAUGACAAACAUCUUUAUCUCAUAGUAGCUCAGUCAUGUUCCUGUUCAGCUUUAAUGUCGUCAUGGUUUUAAUCUAGUUUACUGUUUGAUCUUUAAAGGAAAAGAACAUGGAUUGAUGUAAUUUGUUCUCUCUGUAAAUUCAUACCAGUUGGCUAAACUGUGAUUCAGCUGUUGUUUGAUCUUCUUGUAAGUUCUACAUAUAUAUGUGUAUAUUUAUUUAUGUAUUAAGGUUCUCUCAGAGUUGUAUUGUAACAGUUUAUGAACUGUGGGUUAAUAAAUGUUGCUUCCAAACAUA